UUGGGUCCUGACUUCUUCUCCCGGUCCCGUCCACUCCACACAGUAGCCUACGCAGCAGAAAAGGAUAUGGAGCAGUGAUGUACCGGGAGACCAGGAGAAUAAUAACACUUCUUUUUAAAAACGGAAUAAAUGCCAGUAUUUAAGUGACAGUUACAGGGUUCCUCUUGCAAGUUUAAAAUACUUCAAACGCAGAUGCUAGCAUGCAGGAAAUGCCAGACUAAUUCUCAGAGUAGUUCAAUCACCCUCACGCCUCUAGAGAGUUCUGUCUUCAGUUGAUUAUUGCGCGUCUGACGGGAAGGGCCGAAGAAUACCAGCUCCAGCCGCCGUGGAAACUGAUUAUUCCAAGAUGCUCCGGCAAAUGCAAUAUUUGAAAUUAGCGACAGCACUCGUGUUGAUACCGUGUGUAUUGUCAUUUAACGUGGAUGACAAGAAUGGGGAGACUUUCAAUGGUCCGCUGGAGGACAUGUUUGGAUACUCAGUCCAGCAGUUUGAGAACAGUGAGGGGAAGUGGGUGCUGAUUGGUUCUCCCCUGGCCGGCCAGCCAACCAAACGGACUGGAGAUGUCUACAAAUGCCGUGUGGGUCAAGGACCAAACCCUAGAUGUAUCAAACUGGAGCUGCCUGAAAACACAACAAUUCCUAAUUUACACGAAGUCAAGGAAAACAUGACCAUGGGAACGACGUUGGUUACCAACCCUCAAGGAGGCUUUCUGGCCUGUGGUCCACAGUACGGCUACAUGUGUGGUCAGCAGACAUACAUCUCUGGGGUCUGUACCAAUGUCAGCUCAACCUUCCAGGUGCUCAACUCCAUCGCCCCGGCUGUGCAAGAGUGUGCCAAAGAGCUUGACAUUGUCAUGGUUCUUGACGGCUCCAACAGUAUCUGGCCCUGGACCAGCAUCAUUGAUUUCCUGGUCAAGUUUCUGAAGAAUAUCGAAAUUGGAGCUAAACUGUCCCAGGUGGGCAUUGUGUCGUAUGGAGAGAAAGUCACUCACAAUGUCAACCUCAGUCAGUUUGAUACCACUCAAUCCCUCCUGGCCAAAGUGGCGAAACUUCCCCAGCAAACAGGUUUCAAGACUAUGACCGCCCUGGGAAUUGACACGGCAAGGAAAGAGGCCUUCACUGUGGAGCGAGGGGCGCGGCCGGGUGUCAAGAAGGUCAUGAUAAUUGUGACGGACGGAGAGUCACAUGACUUUUAUAACCUCGACAAGGUCAUCAAAGAAUGUGAGGAGGACGAUAUCGAGAGGUUCGGUAUCGCUGUGCUUGGUGAUUACAACAGGAACAACAGAAGCAUCAAGGAGGUGAAGAAAUUCAUUGAGGAGAUCCAGUCGAUCUCCAGCGAUCCUGUGGGAGAUCACUUCUUCAACGUGUCGGAUGAGUUUGCCUUGCUGAACAUCGUAGACGCCCUGGGCAGCAGGAUCUUUGCCUUGGAGGCAACGUCAGGUAACUACACCUCGUCUUUUGAGAUGGAGAUGUCCCAGGCUGGAUUUAGUGCCCACACCUCUAAAGAGGGUGUGAUGCUGGGUGCUGUGGGGGCGUAUGAGUGGAAUGGGACAGUAGUGAUGCAUACCAACCAGGGUACCGUGGUUCCUCUAAACGCAGACUUUCAAGACCCCCUGGAUGAAAGGAAGGAGAGCCUGGCGGAGUACGUGGGUUAUGCCGUACAGUCAGCAUCAACCCCUAAUGGUGAAUUAUACAUCACAGGAGCACCGCGGUACAACCACACAGGCAGAGUCAUCGUCUACAAACUGGAUGGGGAAAUCAUCACAGUCACACAAGUACUGAAAGGAGAGCAGAUUGGCUCCUACUUUGGCAGCGUGCUCCAGACGGUGGAUGUUGACCAGGACUCCUACACAGACAUCCUGCUGGUGGGAGCUCCUAUGUUCAUGGGCCCAGAGAGGGAGGAACAGGGACAGGUGUACGUCUACAAACUCAAUGAGAAGGGCCUAUUUGAGCACCAGACCACGCUGAAGCCAGACAACCAGACGUGUUGUACCUCAGCCCACUCCAACGGUUGCAACAUCGUCAACACCAACGGCCCGUGUGGCGCCCGCUUCGGCACUGCCAUCGCAGAGGUCAGUGACCUAGACCUGGACGGGAACCGGGACGUGGCUAUCGGGGCGCCACUGGAGAACGACCACAAAGGGGCAGUCUACGUCUACCAUGGAGCCAAGAAGACCAUCAAGGAAAAAUAUGUGCAGCGUAUCCCAGGCCCUGGAGACGGGGUGAAGACUAAGUUCUUUGGCCAGUCGAUCCACGGAGUCAUGGAUCUGAACGGAGACGGAAUUAUAGACAUUACCAUCGGAGGGCUGGGAGGGGCUUCUCUGUUCUGGUCCAAGGAUGUUGCUGAGCUUUAUGCCAACAUGACCUUUGACCCAAACAAGAUCAACCUACAGCAGCCCUCUGACGACUGUGUGCUGGGUGAGAGAGCCACCGUGUGUGUGAAGACCAGGGUCUGCUUUAGCUACAGUGUCAAGUCUGAGAAGGACCACACUAACUUGGGCACAGCCAUUAAGUACAACCUGACUCUGGACUCUCUGAGGGCAAAGUCGAGGGCAGCGUUUGUCAACCCUGACGAGAAGAGUGAGAGGAAGGUCCAGGUCACCGCCAACAUCAUAGAUGCUCUGUGUCUGGAACAUUCCUUUGCCAUGAAGGCUAAUCUGGACUUCAGAGACCCCAUCAUGGUCUCCCUCGAGUUUGGUCUGGCUGAGGACACAGGCCCCGUCCUGGAUGGAGACUUACCAACGUCACUCAACAAAACGAUUCCUUUGGUGGACUGUGGGAGCGAUGACAAGUGCAUAGCUGACCUAUCCCUGAAGGCUGUGCCAAGUAUACAAAGUCUUGUGAUCAAAGCCAACAAGGAAAAGUUCCAUGUGCUCAUUACCAUUAGAAACAGUCAAGACAAUGCCUACAAUACCAAAGUCAUGCUCAGCUUUACUGAAAACAUAAACUACGUCAAAGUCAAGGCCAAUGACAAAGUCUGCAGUCUGAAUAAUACCAAAGUUGAGUGUGCUGUGGGAUAUCCAUUCCUCAAAAGCAAUGUAGAGGAGGUGUUUGAGAUCCUGUUUGAAGUCAACCCUGCACACGUCUGGAAAGAGAUUCAGAUCAAUGUAACUGCAACCAGUGACAGUGAGGAAUUGAAGACCACCCUCCAUGACAACUCUGUGAGAAUCUCCAUCCCUGUGAAGUACGAGGCUGGACUCAGAUUCACUGCUGACAGGCAUAUGAAGGAGGACCACAUCAUAGUGAAAGAGGGAGAGCAGUACCCCAGCAUCUUCAACCACACCAGUGUGAUAGGAGAAGAGGUCAAGAUCAUCUAUACGGUUAAAAAGGAUGUGAAUAUGGAGACUCCUCCUCUAAAGCUGAGGGUGAUGUACCCGUACCUAUCACCUAGAGAGAACAUCCUGCUAUACCUGACACAUGUCACCUCCUCACAGGAUGUGAGAUGUCACAUCAGGGACCUGAUUAACCCUUUAAAGAUCAACAACAACAACACGCACACCAUCAAUCCUAAAAAAGAGACCCUCAGUGUCUUCCUGGUGGGCUGUAAGGACCACCCGUGUAAGUCAUUUAUCUGCUCCAUCCCUCACGUCAACAACAGCCAGGUCAAUGUUACCUUCAGGGUGUGGAAGCCCACCUUUAUCAAAGCAGAGUUCUCCAGCCUUCACAUGAUUGUUAAUGCCACUCUGGAGAACCUGAACACUGAUCUCUUCGUGUUGAGUGCCACCAAUUACGCCAGAGAUGUGAAGAUCCAGGUCUCUAAAGAGGCUUUGGGAGGUAUACCACUGUGGAUCAUUAUAGUCAGUAUCCUCAUAGGACUGCUGAUUCUGGCACUGGUCAUCUUCGCUCUAUGGAAGGCUGGAUUUUUCAAGAGAAAAUCCAUAGAGGACAUGGAGAACGAGGACAUGAAGAAUUAAUCCUUCCACCACCAUACAGAUCUGUCUGUGCCCCACUGUCUUCAGGUCUGUCUUCAGGUCUGUCUUCAGGUCUGUCUUCAGGUCUGUCUUCAGGUCUGUCUUCAGGUCUGUCUUCAGGUCUGUCUUCAGGUCUGUCUUCAGGUCAGUUAGAAGAGAUACCAUAGGAAAUACCCCAUCAACCAAUUCACCUGAACACCAUCAGGUUAGAAGAAAAGCCAGUCUAUUUAUGGCUAUUCAACAACCAUUCACCUGAAUGUGAUGUGGCCCAUCUACCAGCCUUAAAACCCUGGUCUGGUUCAGUGGAUACAGAGGCCUGGGGAAACAUUGAACUUGUACAGUACACUUUGUUCUUCCAUCUGUUCAUUGUGGGUACCAAGACCUGGACCUAACAGACCUAAGCUAGAAGGGAAAUCAGAAGACCGUAAGGAUAAUGGCACCCUGACCCAGACCUGAUCAUAUGCAGCCACACCAGCUUUAUACAACAGGACAAAACGUUCUCAGGUUCACUUACAGCGUCAACAUCCCAAAGACACUAAAAACACCUCAGAUUACAGUAUGGCAUUACACCAAAGUUGUCCAAAUGUCCAAGGCACUCUGCAAUGGAUUAGAAUUCUGUGUUAUAGUUUUUGACAUGUUUUACUAAUAUACUGUAAAUCUAUACCAUGUACUGUAUUUCCUUUUGUUUGGUAUAUUUUGAUAUGUGUUAUUACCUAUAUUUUGACACAUUCAUCGUCUUCUAAGCAUAAUGUUUGCUUUUUGGAACACUGAUAUUUUCACAUGAGUGUUUUUCCAGUCUUACAAGCGCAAUCUGUAAAUUUGAUUUUUUUUAAAACAAAAGUGUUCCCUUGAAUAUUUAAGGGGUCUAUGCAAAUAUACCCUCUCCAAAUAUAUAUUCAGUAUAAAAGAAGAGUAGGAAUUUGCUAUUGACAUAAAUACAACAGUUUUAAUCUAGUUUUUGUUUAAUUUUGCUCCCACAUGGGGGCAGAGAAUUUACAGAUUGCUCCUUUACAGUAUUAGGAAAACCUUUGAUUGUCCUGUAAAUGUAAUGUAAAGCUUGUACAUAAAGUUAUGUUUGCAAUAAUUCCUAUAAUUUAAGAUCAAGUUAAGUCCAGCAUGUAUCACCAAGGCCCUAUAUAUCAGUAAUAGAGAUAUAAUAAGUCAUUUGCUCCUACAUUUCUCAGGUAUUACUUAUGAUAGUAUGUUGAUCGUAUGGUGAUAGUAUGGUGAUAGUAUGGUGAUAGUAAGUGGAUAAUUUGAUGAUAGAAUGAUGAUAGUAUGGGGAUAGUAUGGCGAUAGUAUGGUGAUAGUAAGUGGAUAAUUUGAUGAUAGAAUGAUGAUAGUAUGGCGAUAGUAUGAAUUAGAUAAAACAAACAAAUGUAGUAUUUUUAAAUAAAAUACUAUUUUAAAAAUAUGUAAAUAUUGGUAAAAAUGUAAAUGUUUGAUAAAUGUGUAUUGGAACUCGAUGCAUUUUGCAUCCAUUCGCUAAGAUGUUAUUUUUUUUGAUGAUUUCUCUGAGGAAGCCUACAGUCACAUAGAGCAAUCCAAAAAGGAUCUCAGCGGAGUGUAACUUGAUUCCUGAUGUUCAAACCUGUCAGUACCACAAAACAAAGAGAUGUUUGUCUCAGAGAAGGUCAAACUCUGGAAACUAGGCCAUUGAACAUUACACACAGGGGGGGAUUUGGUCUGAUGCAUAUGAACACCAGGUUAUGCCUAAAGCCCUGUAGUCUCUGGUAUGGCCGGAGCGGUAGCGACUGUCGUGAUUGUGAGUAGAAAUGUUUGAUUCAUGCAUUGUUUCCUCUUUCUCUCCGCCUACAUUCCUCUGCAUAUUUACAUAUUUUGCACAGGCAGUCCGGUGUAAUCCCUGACUUUUAUUGUAUAUAAGAGACACUCAUCAGCUCACCCAUUACUGUUGAAAGCACAUGUAAUAAAUGAAUAAAUAUCUGUAGAAUGUGUAAGAUAACCUUAACACGGGGAUCCUCCAUACUGUCCCCUUCUGGAGAGCUUAUUUGUCACAGCUCAGCACUGAUAGAGUCAGCUGAUCAAGGCUUUGAAGAUUUAAUUACUGAUUAGUUCAAUUGGAACCCAGAACCAAAUCUUGUGUGCUGACCAGCUACGCAACUUGACAUGUAUUAUAAUUUAUGUUCAUGUGUUAAAAGUCUGUCACAGGAUGUUGUUUGCUGUAUCAGGUGUGAUGGCACAUGUGGGACAAAACCUACUGUACUUUGACUCUCCAGGAGCAGGUUUGAGGAUGAGAGAGAGCGAGAGACCGGAGAGGGUGACUGGAGAGAGAGAGGGUUAGGGACUGCUUCAGACUGAUGUACUCCAGUCAUACACACUGCUGUGAACUGUUAGUUUAAUACACUGGUUUGUCAUACUGUAUGUACUCUGAUCAGCACAGAUUUGAAAGCAUUGCACAAGCUGUCAAGGAUCUUAUGCCAAAAAAUAAAUAAAUAAAAAUGGUUUUAAAUUAA
Messenger RNA from Oncorhynchus kisutch (coho salmon), 6384 nucleotides. Its product is annotated as integrin alpha-1. Gene Ontology annotation, molecular function: integrin binding. The record is from RefSeq and is a predicted model, not a curated record. The coding region runs from base 347 to 3913 and encodes 1188 amino acids. Gene Ontology annotation, biological process: cell-cell adhesion; integrin-mediated signaling pathway; cell-matrix adhesion. The transcript has 30 exons. Lineage: Eukaryota; Metazoa; Chordata; Actinopteri; Salmoniformes; Salmonidae. Gene Ontology annotation, cellular component: integrin complex; external side of plasma membrane.